AUGGGUGUCUUCACAUAUGAGAGCGAGUUCACCUCUGAGAUCCCACCACCAAGAUUGUUCAAGGCCUUUGUCCUCGAUGCUGACAACCUUGUCCCUAAGAUUGCUCCACAGGCAAUUAAGCAUUCUGAAAUCCUUGAAGGAGAUGGCGGCCCCGGAACCAUCAAGAAGAUCACUUUCGGCGAAGGCAGCCAGUACGGCUACGUGAAGCACAAGAUUGACUCCAUUGACAAAGAAAACCAUUCAUACAGCUACACCUUGAUCGAAGGAGAUGCUUUGGGAGACAAUCUCGAGAAGAUCUCGUACGAGACCAAGUUGGUGGCAUCCCCCAGCGGAGGAUCCGUCAUCAAGAGCACCAGCCACUACCACACCAAGGGAGAUGUUGAGAUCAAGGAAGAGCAUGUCAAGGCUGGCAAAGAGAAGGCCUCAAAUCUCUUCAAGCUCAUUGAGACCUACCUUAAGGGCCACCCCGAUGCCUACAACUAA
Messenger RNA from Prunus armeniaca (apricot), 483 nucleotides. The record is from the annotation of a GenBank genome assembly. NCBI's taxonomy places the organism in Eukaryota, Viridiplantae, Streptophyta, Magnoliopsida, Rosales, Rosaceae.